CGCUUUCUUCCCACUCGGAGGGACAAGGGUUGCUAGGCAACACAGUUCGGCUGGAGGGUCGGGGUUCUUCGUUCUGGACAAAGUGGCCGCGCCGGCGCCCCUGGAGCAGAGGGGCACCCGCCCGAGAUUGACAGUGAGGAGCAACACCGGGAUUGUUUCAAGAUGAGCUUCCUGCUGCCCAAGCUGUCUAGCAAAAAAGAAGUGGACCAGGCGAUAAAAAGCACUGCCGAGAAGGUGUUGGUUCUCAGAUUUGGGAGAGACGACGAUCCCGGCUGCCUGCAGCUGGAUGACACUCUUGCUAAGACUUCUUCUGACUUGAGUAAAAUGGCUGCGAUCUACCUGGUGGAUGUGGACAAAACUCCAGUCUAUACGCAGUAUUUUGACAUCAGCUAUAUUCCAUCCACAGUAUUUUUCUUCAAUGGACAGCAUAUGAAAGUGGAUUACGGAUCCCCAGACCACACUAAGUUUGUGGGAAGCUUCAGAACGAAGCAGGACUUCAUAGACUUGAUUGAAGUCAUCUAUCGAGGAGCCAUGAGGGGAAAACUGAUUGUCCAAAGCCCUAUUGAUCCCAAGACUAUUCCCAAGUAUGACCUUCUCUAUCAAGACAUUUAGCUUGACAGCGCUGCUGUCAGCACUGAAGAGAAAAGCACCUCCCGCAGCGGCGCCUGGACCCAGCCGUGCUGUGUUCCUGGAGUCUUUCGGAACUGUGGUCAGUGCCCAUGAGGAAGAAGAGCACAGCGGUGCCAUGUUGACCUGGAGCCCCUAAUAUCUACCGUUGCAAGCUCAGUCAGGUAACGGCGUCAGCUCUCCAGGGCAGCUUUUUAGACUUCUCUAUAGAUGCUUCUCUUUAGCACUUGAGCUGAGACAGAAAUACUGCUAAACAUUGGAUGGUACUGUGGGUGCAGCCACGUUUAUUUGACCACAAUUACGAUGAAAUAUCAUUUCCUAGAGGAGCAGGAAUACUUACUGUCUUAGCUGUGUGCCUGUUUAAAUGCAGCCAGUCCCCCACCCUUGCCGAUGCUUCCCUCGUCCGGUAAGCACUCCUUUCUCCAGGCCUGGUCACCAGUUUAUCUUGGAAUAAAUAAGCUUGUAUGAUAGCCAGCGAAUUUGUUUUAUUUUGGACCCCUUCUGACACAAAC
Molecule: messenger RNA, 1139 nt
Organism: Ochotona curzoniae (black-lipped pika)
Lineage: Eukaryota; Metazoa; Chordata; Mammalia; Lagomorpha; Ochotonidae
Gene: TXNL4B
Product: thioredoxin like 4B
Exons: 4
Coding region: 163-612 (149 amino acids)
Biological process (GO): mRNA splicing, via spliceosome
Cellular component (GO): U4/U6 x U5 tri-snRNP complex; U5 snRNP; spliceosomal complex
Source: RefSeq, a predicted model, not a curated record